Messenger RNA from Blepharisma stoltei, 3172 nucleotides. Lineage: Eukaryota; Ciliophora; Heterotrichea; Heterotrichida; Blepharismidae. The record is from the annotation of a GenBank genome assembly.
AUGGAUAAUGCACCAAUUUCCAAAAGUCUCUCAACAACUCCUACACCAAAAUGAAAUUAUUCCAUCGACAUGACCUCCUCCAACUUCGAUUCAAGCACUUAUUGAAAAAAAAGACUAAACGCAACCACCGUUAUCAAAGAGGAAGAGCCUUUAUCUUCAGAACACAAAACCAUUUCACGUCGUGUCCCAUCAAUCCGCUCUUCCAAGCGAAUUUUAAAAGAAAACCCUGACCCUGAUAACGCUCCACAGCUAGAACGUAUAAAAGAGCAUGUAAAAGACAAUUUUAAUAAGCGCAGACAUGAUGUAGUCCAAGAAUUAACAAAAGGUUUAUCAAAUUCUGACCUGAAAUCCUUAAAAGACAUGGCAAUCAAGCGAGCCUUAAACCGCACCGAAAAAAAGCUCCAAAGUAAAAUCACGAUUAUGGAGCUUUUUAACAGCAAAGUCAAUGAACGAAUAGAAUCCAGCAAAAAAAUCAUGACAAAAAUCAGGAUUGAAGAAAACCCUUUGCGGAUUUCAGUUAUACAUACAGUCCUAGGAAAAUGCCUACGAGUGCUUGAAGCUCAUAUUGAUGAAUGCCGCAAUGAUUACCAAAGAGGCUUAAAAGUAAAUACCAUUGACCAGCAUGGAAGGACAGCACUACAUUAUGCUGCUUGUUUAGGACAAAUAGGAGCUAUAGAAAUGUUAAUAUAUAGCGGGACUGACCCACGCAUACAAGAUAUAUAUGGAAGGACUGCACUGCAUUAUGCUUCUUUGCAGGAUAAUAAAGAAGUUGUAGAUAUUUUGAUUAAUUUGUACCCAAAAGCUUUGAGGAUGCUGGACAAGCUUUCUGAGACCACAAAUGACAGAACUGUAGCAAGGCUUUUAAAGUAUAAAAGGCUUACCGCCCCUUUAAAUUGGAAUAAAAAUCAUAUUCCAUUUUAAGGUAAUUUCAUCUUUAAUUUGUUUUUAAAAAAAAUAUAAAUUGAGCACAAUUCUUUGAAUUUAAUUUAUUUUAUGAAGAUUAAUCGAUUCAGAUUGAAAUCUGUUUAAAAAACAUUCUACCUGCAUUUUGCCUAUUAAAUUGAGUCAAAAAUUAAUUUUUAUAAAAAUUACUAUUUCAUCGUUAAACUUUUCCUAUUGAAAAACAAAUUUGUUCAAUUUUAAAGGAGGUUCAAAUUUUACUGAGGGAGUUAGAAAAAUGGCCAAAGCUAAAAAUACUAAUGCAAUAAGCAUCGCUAGUAUGGAAACGUCGAGCAUUUUUGUGGAUUUUGAUGUCUUUGAUGAAGAAAUCCACAAGAUUGCUGAAAGAAUGGACUAUUCUGAAGGGACUAACGUAAUGAAACCUCGAAGAAUCGCCACAAAAAUCCCUACAGAUUUCAUAGGAACUGUGGAUCAUCUAGGACGAACAGCUCUUCAUAUGGCUGCUCUUUGUAACACUGUCCCUAUAAUCCGAGCAUUAAUUGACAGCGGGGCUGAUCUUGACGUAAAAGACUAUAACGGGAAAAAGCCAAUCGAUUUAGUCGUGUCCAGGGUAGCUGCAACUAUAAUUAUUUCUAAAAUGAAAAUGCCUAAAGCUAAGCACAAAUCGUUAAAAGUCACAACUGAUGAACAAAUUUUUGAGCAAAAAAACACAAUAGACACCAAAGAUAUUUUGCUGAUGGACGAAGAGUCGUUAUUGAACUAUCGGAAUGGCCAGCUUUCUGAUAACUAUAUGAUUUUAGCAGUAAAAAAAAACUCGCUGGAGUCUGUAAAAGUCCUGCUGGAUAGAAAAAUGAGCCCUCUGACGUCAAAUAAAAAUCAUUGGACUUCUGUGCAUUUUGCCGUGAAAUUAAAUUGUAUGAAAAUAUUAAAUCUAUUUAUUAUGGGCCAUGAAGAAAUCGGAAAAGGAAAAGGCUUCAAAUAUGCAAGACCCUGAGUUGCUGACUCUUGAGCAGCCUUAGACCAAAUAACAAGUGAAAACUGAACGAUUCUCCAUAUAGCAGUUUCUUACUCAGACCCAGAAAUACUUAUAUGGCUUCUAAGUAUCUACAAGCAGCGCCAAGAAGCUUUAAUCCAUCGAAGCACCCUACCCCAGCAAUUUCAAGACAUGAAAAUCAUUUCCCUUGAAUCUAUGCUCGAAAAAGACACAAAAAGCCGGUACACCCCUUUUCUAAUGGCAGUUAAACAAGAGCGAAUGGAAAUGGUGCAAAUUUUGAUGGAAAACAACUGCAAUAUUUAUGCCCACAACGAAAAAAUGCAAAAUGCUCUUCAUAUUGCGACGCUGAAUGGGAAUAAAAAAUUAAUUGAGAUGAUAGUAAAAGCUGAUAGUGAUAGAAACCAGCUAAGAAAUGAAAGGGACUUUAAAGAGAGGAAGCCAAGAGAUCUUGAUAUAACUGGAAGGCUCACAGAAAGCUUUUACCAUAUAUGAGACUAUGCGAAAAAUGGGAAUUUUAACAUGUUAAGAGAAAUGAUCCUUACAAAAGUUUUCAGUGUCAAUGCACAAACACCCAAACGAAAAAUGACGCCACUUCAUAUUGCAGUUGAAGGAAAGCAGCUUCAUUGUAUACAUGUGCUAAUCCAAUUAGGAGCCAAUGUAAAACUUACGAAUUUUGAUGGAAAAACUGCUUUAGAUUUAGCUCUAGCUAACCAGGAGUAUCAUUUUGAGAGUGUCGUAAUAAAAAUGCUGAGAGGCGAUACUAUGCUAAACACAAGCCUUUCAGAAAUAAAGCUUGACCAAUAUUAUAAAGACUAUAUGCUCCACAAAACCAUUGUAAAAAAGAAGCUGAAAUUCAAAGAUGUUGAAGACUACAUGAAAAUCCCUUUAUUUUCCAACCCCCGAACCAGAGUAAAAAUAGAAAAAGCUACAGAAGACUAUUGGAGAAUUAUGAGAAACCAACUGAAUUCUAAAAACAUCAAGCUUUCUGAGCUUUUUAAUAUGAUUGACAAAGACAAAGACGGGGCUCUGACGUUUGUAGAGUUUGAAGGGAUGAUGAUUUGGCUUGGGAUGCCUCUAAAUGCUGACCAAAUCCAGAAUUUAGCAAUGGUGCUGGAUCGGAAUCAAAAUGGCCUGGUAGAGUAUGAAGAACUGAUAAGAAAAUUCAAUGAAAGCUCGGUUGUGGAUAAACAGAAAAGAAUGAACUCUGGGAACUUCCCAAAGAUAAAAUUGGCUGGGCAGAAGUCGUAUGAGAAACUUUCGAAGACUUUUUAUAUGUAA